CGGCGCGUUGCCGCGGUGACGGAGGGGACGCUCGGCCCCGCCCCUCCCGUGCUGCCCGAUGACGCACCGCGCUGCGGCGUGGGGAUUCCGCCGGAUUACCCGGCGUGCCCCGCGGCAACAUGGCGGCCUGAAGUGAGAGCGUGGGGCCGGGCCGAGCGGGGGCAAAGUUUGGGGCGGGCCCGAGGCGAGGUCGAACCGGGGCCGAACCGGUCGCAAAGUCACGGGAAUCCCGGGUGGAAACGAGCCCGACCGGAUUCAGAGAAAGAAAUGGGAAAAGUGUCAACUUAAGAAGAAGCAAUGAAUCUCUGUUGAAGCAUUAGAUAGCAGGAGCCGUUGGCCAGAUGCUGCUGGAUGCUGACAGGGGAAAGCUGAUUCGGAGACAAGCAGUCAGAAAUGUUUGGACACGUCGUCAUUUUGGAUCUGACAUCUGAGUGAGUGUCACUGCUUCAUGAGCCUUUGAAUUUGAGCCCAGGCUGGUAACCCGCUGUUGGAGCCACGCAGGUGGGAGGAUGUCGAGCACGGCUCCAACAAAGAAGCCUUACCGCAAGGCACCCCCGCAGCAUCGUGAGAUCCGUCAUGAGGUUCCCAUCAUUCGUGACGACCAGGAUGGAGUGAUCUUGGCUGAGCAGAGUCAGGAACCCUUGACGGAUGCAGAAAGGAUGAAGCUGCUGCAACAUGAGAAUGAAGAGCUGCGCCGACGGCUGAUGUAUGUGACUAACAAAAUGGAAGCAAUGGAGAGGGAGCUGGAGUCAGGUCAAGACUACCUGGAGAUGGAGCUGGGUCAGAACCGGGAGGAGCUGGAGAAAUUCAAGGACAAAUUCCGUAGGUUACAGAAUAGCUACACUGCUUCCCAGAGAACCAAUCAAGACCUGGAAGAGAAGCUGCAUGCCCUGAUUAAAAAGGCAGAGAUGGACCGCAAGACGUUGGACUGGGAGAUUGUGGAGCUCACUAAUAAAUUGCUUGAUGCCAAAACAACUAUCAAUAAGCUGGAGGAACUUAAUGAACGCUAUCGACAGGACUGUAACCUUGCGGUACAGCUGCUCAAGUGUAACAAGUCCCACUUCAGGAACCACAAAUUUGCUGAUCUUCCCUAUGAGCUGCAGGAUAUGGUCAAUAAGCAUCUGCACAGCACUCAGGAGUCUGCAGGCCCUGGUCAAGAGGCAACCCACACCUUGGCACCAUCUGAUGUUGUGCCCACCUCAGUCAUUGCCAGGGUUUUGGAGAAGCCAGAAUCUCUGGUGCUGAAUUCAGCCAAGUCUAGCAGUGGCACCUGUCCUGUGGCUGAGGAUGUCUUUGUGCAUGUGGACAUGAGUGGAGCCCCUCCUGAUGCCUGCAGCAGUUCAGGGCAGAUGAAGAAGGAGGGAGGGGAAGUUGGGAAGCAGCAGAACGGUGGCUGCAAGCCACAGGGUAGUGUGGAUAGCGUGCCAGAGGAUGUGCCAGCCUUUGAGAAGCUAAGCCCAUACCCUACACCUUCACCUCCCCAUCCUAUGUACCCUGGGCGGAAAGUAAUUGAGUUCUCCGAGGACAAGGUAAGGAUCCCAAAGAACAGUCCCCUGCCCAACUGUACAUAUGCUACACGCCAGGCCAUCUCCCUCAGCCUGGUACAGAGUGAAGAUGAGAGCUGCGACAGGCACCGAACGCUUCCCAACAGCCCUGCUUCAGAAGGACGCCGCUCAGCCUCCAGCUGUUCCUGUCAGCAGUCCCCCAAAGCAGCCAGGGCUCAUGGCUCUUCCCAGAGCAGCCCCUUCAGCAGCCCUCCCCAGAUCCCGAGCGCCUUCGCUAGCUCUGCCAGCUCCGAGGAGGACCUGCUGGCUAACUGGCAGCGUAUGUUUGUUGACAAGGCACCCCCCACCUCAGAGCAGGUGCUGAUGAACCGUACGGCCUUCAGCCGCGACACAGCCCCUGAGCUCCAGAAAAGGUUCAGCCGUUCCAUGCAGGAGCUGGAUAGGGCAGCCUCUGCCUACUCAGAUGGCGAGGAGUCUGCUCAGAGCUGCAGCUGGACCGUGAGCCGGGACUCAAGCGUGGACACAGACAGCACUGAAUCCAGAGCCCGCAGGAGCCAUUUCUCCUCUGACUAUGGUACAGAUUUCUCCCAGGAUGAAGCUCAGAAGCUGUUGCAGGGAAGUGGUGGAGGCACUGCUGAACCUGGAAGUCCACCCCCAGAAAAGCACAAGGAUUAUGUAGACCUUGGCUUGCCUGAGAGCCCAGCUGAUGAGAGAGAAUUGUUGCUCCAGGGAAGCAAGGAGAGUAACCAAGGAGGAGCUCAAGAGGAAAGUGGGGAAGGCAGGGUCAAGCCUCCCUUCAGUCGGCCACACCGCAGCCCCAAGAGAAUGGGGGUCCACCAUCUGCAUCGCAAGGACAGUCUGACGCAGGCCCAGGAGCAAGGCAACCUUCUCAGCUGAGGCAGGGGAAGCAGCAGCCACUUGCUGUGGAGCUGUGGGAUGCCUCCACCUGUCUUCUGAGGGAGAAACCUCUCUCAGUCCCCUCCACCCUAGGAGGAGCUCUGGGCUCUGCUCUUAAAUGUUAUAUUUAUUCUCUUGCUACCUGGAAGAGCUGGGGUUCCCAUUCCCUGGCACCUCAGACCUGCAGUACUAGCACACGUUGUGCAGAAGCACACCCACUGCCCUGGCACACUCACAGCUCUCUUCACAGCCUCACACUGGUGCCUGUACCAGACCUUGUUCUUGGUACCCACAACCUGGUGCCUCUCCUCUCUACGCUCCCAUCCUCCCUUUCCCCUUCCCACUCAGGUACCUGAGGCCCUGGCUGCUCCCAUACUGGUGCCUGCAGCUGCUCUGCUCCCUUUUAACUUGUGCCAACAGGGCAGGGUGCCUGCAUGGUGGUGUCUGAUUCCCUGGGAGCCCCAAGGGGCCAUGAGGACUCUCCCAGGGGAUGGAUCUGGGCCCUGGGGUGUAUGCUGAGGAUGCUGGUUUCUUAGUUUCCCUGUCGGGUUUUUUCCCUAGUCCCCUGGGUUGUGUUCUUCAGAAUUUGCCCCUGUAGCUCCCUAUUGCUCAGCUCAGCACCUGGCCUGCACUGAAUCGAGAUGCAGGCCUGGGCUGUGCUGUGACAUUCAGCUGAGAGGCCUUGGGGGGAUAGGGGGGGUCAGUCCCUUCCCAGGCAGGGACAUAGCCCUCUGGGCCAUGUGGUUUGUUUGUGCGUCUCCUCCCUCACACCUCUUCCCCCGCUCUCUGUGCUGUUGUUUUGUUUGAAUGGUGCUGACUCCUUGCUCUUGGGUGGGCUUCUUUCUUCUUUCCAAGCCUUUGGUUUUGGGGUGUAUUGGUUUUUUGUUUUUUGUUUUUCUUUUGUUUUUGUUUUCCCCCUCCCUGCAUAAACAGACACAGUGGUUGGCAGCCAGUCUGUUGCCUGAGUUAAGGGUGUGUUAGGAGUGGCUCAGCCCUGAGCUGCGCUUCCCUCUGAUCCUGGCCUUCAGCCUGCAGAAAUCCCUCCAAAUUUGGGAACAAGAUCUUGCCCCCGGGGGAGUGAAGCGUGAAGGAUGCUACUAGGAUUUUCUGGGCAGGGCUUUGUGUACCGUGGCCUGUGGGGAUGUGAGGGAGUUGCUCCCUCUGGCUGCACUACCUCACGCCUCAGUAGCACCAGUCUGCCAGAGUCUCUUUGUGCCCCCCUUUGGGGGCUCCAGGCUGGCUCUGGUGCUUCUACUCCUGAGUAGGGCCUCUCUGUGUGUUUUUCCUAGUGUAGUGUGUAUUACGUGAUUCUUCUUCAUGGUCUUGUGUGCUCAGUGUCUUAUUGGGGGGAGGGAAAGGGAGAGGUCUGUAGAUGUAGGUAUUUUUUUGAAGGCUAACAAAGCCUGGUGUCCAAUUUUUAAUCUUGUCCUGUGCCCUCGUCCAUGUUUCAUCCCUAGCCCAGGGGUGUGAGGCAAAGGGCUGGCCUGCUUCUUGGGCUGUGCUGUCCCCACACCAGCUGGCUGUCCUUAGCCUGCUGUCUUUUUUUUGAGUUGCAUUUGUGUUGUCUUCCUGCCCUACUCCAUUAGUUCUUUGCUGGCUGGCUGUGUUGGAGGAGAGCAGCCCACUGCCCAGGAGGGAGCUGACAGCAAGAGAUGGAGCUGACAGCAAGAGAUGCAGCCGACAGCUGCCCCAGGGUCCUGCUCCCCUCCCAGACCCC
This is a messenger RNA of Phasianus colchicus (ring-necked pheasant), 4119 nucleotides long. It is a transcript of the gene TJAP1, whose product is annotated as tight junction associated protein 1. Gene Ontology annotation, biological process: Golgi organization. Lineage: Eukaryota; Metazoa; Chordata; Aves; Galliformes; Phasianidae. Gene Ontology annotation, cellular component: trans-Golgi network. The record is from RefSeq and is a predicted model, not a curated record.